This is a messenger RNA of Octodon degus (degu), 1366 nucleotides long. It is a transcript of the gene Yeats4, whose product is annotated as YEATS domain containing 4. The transcript is spliced from 6 exons. The record is from RefSeq and is a predicted model, not a curated record. Gene Ontology annotation, biological process: regulation of DNA-templated transcription. Lineage: Eukaryota; Metazoa; Chordata; Mammalia; Rodentia; Octodontidae.
GCGCAGUUGCGGAGCUGCGCUCACUGCGCCUGCGCACGGCUUCCCCGCCGCCGCCGCUCGUUCCGCUCCGCACCGCCGCGCCGCUGAAUGGCCUGCGGUGCCUCCGCCAGCCGGGAGUUGGCCGCCACUCAGCACCGAGAGCCCCGCUGACUUGCCCUCUUUUGGCCGGAACCCCACCGCCUGGGCCCGCGCGGGAGAAGCGGAGCCGGUGAGGGGAGCGGCGACCCCGCCGACCGCGGUCUCUUUCCCUGGCGGCGGCGGCUUCUUCCGUGGGACAAUAUGUUCAAGAGAAUGGCCGAAUUUGGGCCUGACUCCGGCGGGAGAGUGAAGGGGGUUACUAUUGUUAAACCAAUAGUUUAUGGUAACGUUGCUCGCUAUUUUGGGAAGAAGAGAGAAGAAGAUGGGCACACCCAUCAGUGGACGGUGUAUGUAAAGCCAUAUAGAAAUGAGGUAGAUUCAUAAUAUGCAAAGGUAAAGAAAGUAAAUCAGUAAUUUAUAAUGUUUUCCCCUUUCUCUUCAGUUGUUACUAAGCCUCCAUAUGAAAUUACUGAAACAGGAUGGGGUGAAUUCGAAAUAAUCAUCAAAAUAUUUUUCAUUGAUCCUAAUGAAAGACCUGUAACCCUGUAUCAUUUGUUAAAGCUGUUCCAAUCAGACACCAACGCAAUGUUGGGGAAAAAAACAGUUGUCUCAGAGUUCUAUGAUGAAAUGAUAUUUCAAGACCCAACAGCCAUGAUGCAACAAUUAUUAACAACGUCUCGUCAGCUAACUUUAGGAGCCUAUAAGCAUGAAACAGAAUUUGCAGAACUUGAAGUGAAAACCAGAGAAAAAUUAGAAGCUGCCAAGAAAAAAACAAGCUUUGAAAUUGCAGAGCUUAAGGAGAGAUUAAAAGCAAGUCGUGAAACAAUAAAUUGUUUAAAAAAUGAAAUCAGGAAACUUGAGGAAGAUGACCAGACAAAAGACAUAUAAGAAGUGCUGAAGAGAACCAGGUAGUGAGCUAAUACGGCAAACUUUGUGGAGAAGCGGGCUUAGCGCAAGUGCCGUGAUGUUCCGUACAGGGGCUGCAUAUGUAGCUGUCAACUGUGGAUUUCUCAGCAAUGCAGUGAAAAUAUUCUGUUCAGUCUUUAAUGGAAAAUAUAUGUGUAAUAAGAAUGAAUGCUAUGUAGGACUCUUACCGAUCCAUUUUAGGAAGAUUCUAUAAUGUUAAGCACAAUUUUUGAAAAUUUUUAUUGGCAUAUACGAGUAGGUUAUUUCCUUUUGGCAAACAUCAAAAUGUCAUUAUCAGGGGCUUGGGGGUUAGCUCAGUUGUUUAAGCGCCUGCUGGGGCAAACCUAGUCAGGCGCAGGGGACCGCGGUUCGAUCUGCAGCU